AUGGCUACCGCGUCGAAGAUCCAUCUUGAGGCUUCGCAGCAGCCGGAGUUCUAUGUGCAAGGGAUUACGGGGGAUAGCGCGAAGACGGCGAGCGAGCUGUUGCAGGAGAAUCAUGAAAAGUACCAUAUCUUCUUCAACCAGGAUGGGUUCCAUAACCACAUCGUCCACCACCUCCUCACCAUCUUCGCUCUCAAAGCCACCCCCGACCAGAUCAAGAAAGGCUACGAUAACAACACGUCAUAUCAGCGUCCUCCCGUCCCGCUCCACAAGAAGAUUGUCGAUGAUCUGCAUGACCCCGAGAGAUAUAAAACGUAUUUGGGCAACGAGAAGUCCUACCACGAUUUCAUGGUGUUCUUCCAGGCCGAGAUCGAGAAGAAAGGAUGGGAGAACGUGCUGAAUGAGUUUGUGUUCAAGGGAGACGAGAGGGCAGACGAUAUGCUUGAUUGCAUAGGCUUUCUACACCCCAUUAUCCACCUAGGUUUCGGCGUCGAGUUCCGCCAACCCGCCAUCAUCGCCGAAGCUCUCGCGCAAGCCGCAGUGCACGACAGCUGGACGAAGCCCCUCUUGAUUGGCGCUGAGGAAGCCGCGAAGUCCAAUGGUGCCGAUCCAAAGUCUACGAAGACGGUAGUCGAGCUCCUCAAGGACAUGCAGGCGGAUAAGAAAUUGAAGGCUGCUCCACAAUGGAAGGAUGGCAACAAGAUCCGUGAUGGCAUCUUAAAGCGCGCACCGGACGAGAUGGUCAAGUACGCUGCGCAAUACGUCAUCUCGGAAGACCAGCUUGAGGAGAAGACGGCGGAGAUGAUCAAUGCUGCUGUAUACUACACGGCAACCGCCCAACACCCACCCAACCAAGUAAAAUUCGACUUCUUCUAUAUGCACUGCGUAAACUGCAGCAUCUUCUUCUCCUCCUUCCUCCACGCCUCCUUCCUAACCCCCGCCACCAAACGCCGCCUCCUCGAAUGGAAAGUCCGCAACGACCUCACCAUGUACGUGUCGCGCGGCUCCCCAGACCUCUCCCUUUCCCACAUCACUUCCUACAAAUCCAGCCAGGAUUCGUCAUGGGACGACAUCAUCAAGAGGGCCAAUAGGCUCGAGGACGAUGGCCAUACGAGCAAGCUGAUUAGGGCGCUGGCGAAUGGGGAGAAGGUGUGUAAGGGUUUUGAGGACAGGGAGGGGUUCUUGGUGAAGGGCGAUAUGUGGAGGGUGAUUAGUAAUAUGGUGAUGGAUAGUGUGGAGUCCGGGGGUCCGCAUUGGGUGAGGGGUUGUGGAUUUGAGGAGGCGUGGGAGAAGAUCCCUGAGAGGGAAAGUGCGAGGUUGUAA
Trematosphaeria pertusa is the source of this 1320-nucleotide messenger RNA. RefSeq lists its product as uncharacterized. The transcript has 4 exons. Lineage: Eukaryota; Fungi; Ascomycota; Dothideomycetes; Pleosporales; Trematosphaeriaceae. The coding region runs from base 1 to 1320 and encodes 439 amino acids. Gene Ontology annotation, molecular function: oxidoreductase activity. The record is from RefSeq and is a predicted model, not a curated record.